This is a messenger RNA of Apis mellifera (honey bee), 567 nucleotides long. RefSeq lists its product as uncharacterized. Lineage: Eukaryota; Metazoa; Arthropoda; Insecta; Hymenoptera; Apidae. The record is from RefSeq and is a predicted model, not a curated record. The transcript has 2 exons. The coding region runs from base 202 to 513 and encodes 103 amino acids.
UAUCAUUUUUCAUUGUUGUCUAUAAAUGUAUGAAUGAAACUGACACUAAUAUGAUUUUAUUAUAAAAUAUUGAUAAAAGAUAAGAAGUAAUUAUAAAUGAUACAGUUACUAUUAUAUUUGAUAAUAUAAUAAAAUAAACAAAUAUGUUAAUUAACGAAAACUAAUUAUUAUGGUCACUAAUAGUUAAUAAAAGAAAAUCUCAUGAAUAAAAUGUCUUCACAAAAUAUUGAAGCAACUAAUUCAAGUCAUAAAUAUUCAGAUCGACUGAGUCAACGCACUGAUACUGACUCAGUACACUCAAGAUUUCGAUCAACAAAAAUAUAUUGUGAUAUUUGCAAUAUGAGUAUAGUUAUUGAAAAUCAUUCUUACAUAGAAAAACAUUUUAAUGAUUCUCAUCCUUCUAAACAAUUUUGUUGUUAUUGUAAAGGCAAAGUAUUUACUUAUACACAAAUGCCUAAUGAUUGUACUCAGAAACCAAAAUCUAUAUUAUACCAUAAAUGUAAUAAAUCUUAAGUACAAAUAGUAAUUAUAAAUAUUUAGGAAAAGAAUACAAAAGAAUUUUUUUAU